UAUAUAUGUAUAUAUAUGGGGGAAGUAGAGCAACAAGUACGGUUCCAGCAGCAGGUAGAAACGGAGUUUCAGCAUUUGUCACUGAAGAAAAGGAAGCGCUGUUUGUCGAAGCAGCAAUCGAUUUUGGAGGCGCCGCGAGACAUUGCGUGGGAGAGAAAGAGGACGACGAGGACUAGGAGGAACAGUUUUCGCAAUUGUGAUGAUGUCACGGACGAUGAUCUUCACGAGCUUAAAGGGUGCAUAGAGUUAGGGUUCGGAUUCAACGAGGAAAACGGGCAGAAACUGUGCAACACCUUGCCGGCUCUCGACCUCUAUUUCGCCGUCAAUCGCCAGUUGUCACCGGUCUCCACCCCUCAUAGCCGCCCUUCUUCUUCCUUUGGGAGCCCCGUCAGUAGUGCACCGCCGCCUGAUUCUGAUUCUUGGAAGAUUUGUAGUCCAGGGGACGACCCUGAACAUGUAAAGACCAAGUUGAGACACUGGGCUCAGGCUGUAGCUUGUUCGUUAAUGCAGUCUCAUUGAAGUGUGGGAUGUAUAUUCUAGAUAUGCACAGAGAACGAGGAGGAGGAAAACAAAAUACGGAAGCAGAAAACUAAGGACUACAUUACUCCUAUGGCUCCCGAUGCUUCCGACGCACUUGCAGUAAGGCAGAAAGUUCAAUUAUUUCUGAACGCGGCUCGUACUGGUUCAAUUGAUCUCUUGAAGAAAUUGGCGUUGCAGCUGGACGAGGGCAAGGAUUUGGCGAAAUCGGUGGAAGCAAUAAAGGACGCCAACAAGAGAGGAGCACUGCAUUUUGCCGCGCGAGAAGGCCAAACCUCUGUUUGCGAGUACCUCUUAACCGAUUUGAAGCUCUCUGUCGAUUCUCAAGAUGAUGAUGGCGAGACUGCACUCAUUCAUGCUGCUCGUCAGGGACAUACCGCCACCGCUAAAUAUCUGAUUGACCACGGUGCUGAUCCUACUGUGGCUAGCAAUUUAGGGGCCACGGCAUUACACCAUUCUGCGGGGAUAGGAGAUGCUGAGCUGCUCAAGUACUUGCUGUCCAGGGGAGUUAAUCCUGAUCUAGAAAGUGAUGCGGGAACACCUUUGGUUUGGGCUGCUGGUCAUGCCCAACCAGCUGCUGUCAGUGUACUGUUGGAACAUGGUGCAAAUCCGAAUGCCGAAACUGAUGAUGGUAUUACCCCACUCCUUUCAGCUGUGGCAGCCGGUUCUCUAGCAUGCUUAGAGCUGUUAAUUCAGGCAGGUGCUAAAGCAAAUAUAAGUGCUGGUGGAGCAACUCCUUUGCACAUCGCAGCUGAUAAUGGAAGUCUUGAACUAUUAAAUUGUUUAUUGAAAGUGGGAGCUGAUCCUGAUGUCUCUGACGAGGAUGGUGUCAAGCCAAUACAAGUUGCUGCUGCAAGGGGCUAUCCAAAAGCUGUUGAGAUAUUGUUCCCCUUGACGUCCAAAGUAGAUACUAUUCCUACUUGGACUGUUGAUGGGAUACUUGAGUAUAUGCAAUCUGAAACUAGAAAGCAACAGGAUGAAUCGAUAAAUGCAAAAGAAACUAAUCAGCCCAAGGAAGCUGAUUUUCCGGAGCAAAAUGUCCCUGAGGUGGCACCUGAAGCAAAAAAGAGAGCAGCAGAAGCAAAGUCAAGAGGGGAUGGGGCUUUUAAAAGGAAUGACCAUCAUAUGGCUAUAGAUUUUUAUACCCAAGCAAUUGAUCUGAACCCCAUUGAUGCUACUUUGCUAUCCAAUAGAAGUCUCUGUUGGAUUAAGUUGGGCCAAGCUGAGCAUGCUUUAGCUGAUGCAAAGGCCUGUAGAGCUUUAAGACCAGAUUGGCCAAAAGCUUGUUAUAGGGAAGGAGCGGCUCUGCGUUUGUUGCAGAAAUUUGAUGAAGCUGCAAAUGCUUUUUAUGAGGGAGUAACGCUUGAUCCUGAAAAUAAGGAGCUUGUAAAUGCGUUCAGGGAAGCUGUCGAGGCUGGGAGGAAAUUUCAUGGAACGGCUGAAAAUAAAUCAUAGUUUAGCCUUUUGUUAAUACCAUGUUUCAGAGAGAAGAGAUCAAAAUAUUGCGGGUGGUGCAGCCUUAUUCACUUGAUCCUUUUUUCCCCAAUGUGUGUGUGCGUGUUUUCUUUAACUAGUUACUGUCGUAUAGGAAGAGUCAGCUAGUAAUCUGUUUCAUUAAAUUGUUUUAGUAAUUAUAAAGGUUAUGCUUAUUUGACAUGUUCCAAAAUUGUUGCAGAAUUAGUACACAUUAUGAAAAUGGCAAUGCAGGUUCAUGGGUAUUUCUCCCAUACUGUUGUAGGAUUCAUUUGUUUAAAGUUCAGAAUUUUUUUUAUAGAAUUAAUUCUGAAUUGUCAACA
Molecule: messenger RNA, 2333 nt
Organism: Glycine soja
Lineage: Eukaryota; Viridiplantae; Streptophyta; Magnoliopsida; Fabales; Fabaceae
Exons: 15
Molecular function (GO): protein binding
Source: RefSeq, a predicted model, not a curated record